UCUUGUUGUUCACAUCCACACACUUGCCUACCGUUUUAUUUACUCCUUAUCUUCACGAUUCUUCCAUUCAUCAUCUUCAUUAAUUUAUAAUUAUAAAACAACGUGAUCUAAAAAUAUGGUAGUUUUCAACUACAUGUAAUAAAGUCCCUUAAAUAUUUUUGUCAAUAUAUAUGAAACUUUUAGCCGUGUUAGAUUGUUACAUCACAUCUGAUCUACGCUAGCAGCUACUCCUAAGCUGCUACAUCAAUGGAGCAAUAUUACACCAUUACCUUGUUCCUCCUCAUCGUCGUAACCACUGUUACCUUCCUAAAAAAUUUGUUUAGUAAAUCCAAUAAACUUCCUCCGGGACCAACACCGUGGCCUAUCAUAGGCAACAUACUUAAGCUCGGCGACAAACCUCAUCAUGUUGUCGCCGAGCUAUCAAAAAUUUAUGGUCCCAUAAUGACCCUAAAGCUAGGGAGCAUCACUACGGUAGUGAUAUCAUCCCCGGAAGUAGCCCAAGAAAUGUUCCUUAAACAUGACUUGGACUUUUCGGGUAGGGCUAUUACGGAUGCUAUGAGAGCAACUAACCAUGAUCAAGUUUCCAUGGUUUUUCUCCCAAUUAGCCCAAAAUGGCGUAACCUUAGAAAGAUUGCAACAAUACACUUAUUCUCUAGUCAUCAACUUGAUGCUAGUCAGGAUUUACGGCUAAAGAAGGUAAAUGAGUUGGUUGAGUAUGCGCGACAGUGUAGUGAAUCCGGUCUACCAAUUGAUGUUGGUAAGGCCGCUUUUGUUACCACGUUAAAUUUGUUGUCCAACACAAUUUUCUCAAUAGAUUUGGCUACCCAUGAUUCUUCGAAUUCACAAGAGUUUAAGGAUAUUAUUUGGACCUUGUUAGAAGAGGCUGCGAGGCCUAACGUUUCGGAUUUUUUCCCGCUUGUUCGGAACUUGGAUUUGCAAGGAGUGUUGAGAAGGGCUACGGAUUACGCUAACAAGUUGUUAGGAAUUUUUGAGGAGAUUAUUGAUGAAAGGUUGAAAAAUCCAAAUGAUACAAAGGAUGAUUUCUUAGGUACUUUACUUAAGCUUGUUGAUAAUAAAGAAUUAAGCCUUGAUGAAUUAAAGCAUAUGCUCGUGGAUUUGUUCACUGCAGGGACGGAUACAAGUUCUAGCACAUUGGAGUGGGCAAUAACUGAAUUACUACGUAAUCCGGAAAAGAUGAAAAAAGCACAAACUGAAUUAGAACAAGUUUUUGGCAAACAUGAGUUUAUUCAAGAAUCUGAUCUCUCAAAUUUACCGUAUAUCCAAGCAAUAGUGAAAGAAACUUUUAGAUUGCACCCACCAACGCCAUUUUUGAUACCUUACAAAGCUGAAAAGCCUGUGGAGCUAGGAAAGUACUUUGUGCCGAUAAAUGCACACGUGUGGGUGAAUGUAUGGUUUAUUGGUCGUAAUCCAAGUGUAUGGACCAAUCCGCUUUUGUUUUCACCAGAAAGAUUUCUAAACAAAGAAAUUAAUGUGAGAGGCCGACAUUUUGAACUUAUACCCUUUGGAGCAGGAAGAAGGAUAUGUCCAGGUUUGCCAUUGGCUUAUAGGAUGGUGCAUCUAAUGUUGGCUUCACUUCUUCAUUCAUUCAAUUGGAAAUAUCAUGGCACAAAUAGUUAUAAAGAUAUAGACGUGGAAGAAAAGUUUGGCAUUACACUGCAAAAAGCUCAACCACUCCAAGCAAUUGCCCUUCCAAGGUGAUCAUACAUCUAAUGUUGUAGAAUUGAUAUAAACCCAAAUUUUGGGAAUUCGAACCCCCCUCCCCACUCCCCUCUCAACAAAAAAAACCUCAACAAUGGAUUGAUAAAUUUCAAUUGCUUACAAAUUAAAUAGUAUAUUUCAAUUUUAGAAUUCGAUAUUAAAUUAUUAAUGAUGAAGUCGAUCACGUUGUAGAGAAUAAUAUAAUGUUCUAUUCAAAGUCGUUCCAACCUUUUUGGAGGCCCUAUUCAAAUCAUAUGGGUAAUGAAACUAGGCCUUAUAUUAAAAAUAUCAAUUCAAAUCAAAUGACAUACAAACUUCAAAUUUAUUAAUGCUCUCCAACAGUGAGUUAUUUAUAAUCUCAACUUAUUUUUAAUUAAAAAAACAAAAACAAUUUAUACUUGUAGGGAAUAUUUCAAACAUCAAC
Chenopodium quinoa (quinoa) is the source of this 2143-nucleotide messenger RNA. Its product is annotated as cytochrome P450 76AD1-like. The record is from RefSeq and is a predicted model, not a curated record. Bases 247 to 1719 code for a protein of 490 amino acids. The transcript has 2 exons. Gene Ontology annotation, molecular function: monooxygenase activity; iron ion binding; oxidoreductase activity, acting on paired donors, with incorporation or reduction of molecular oxygen. NCBI's taxonomy places the organism in Eukaryota, Viridiplantae, Streptophyta, Magnoliopsida, Caryophyllales, Amaranthaceae.